CAGCCUCAAAACCACAGACAAAGUCAACCGAGCGUGCUUCUUCUAUUACCCGAUAUCCCCAUUAAGUUAUUGUAGAGAACUCGGGGUGUGUCCUCUUAAGAGAAAUACUAUCAGCGGAUCGAGUACUACUAUACGUGCUGUUUUUCUUUCCCAGUCCUCUGAAAUAGCUUAUGCAACCAACCCCCCGAGCGAGCCCGUCUCCCCCCGCCUUGAGUGGCAGCAGUCCAAAGGUCCUGUGUACGUGCCGUGGAUUCGGUUGCAUCGGAGGGAAGUCGUUGACUGCAAGAUUCCCACUGUGUGAUUGUGGCCGCAACUCGCCGCGACCAUAUAUUGCCACAAGCAAGAACGCCACCUCCUGGGGCCAGGUACAUGCCGGACCUUUCCUUUUCUCCAUACACUAGAACAAACCGGCAGAUCUGACUGACAGGUGCUUUGGCGAUUGAAAAUGCAAAUGAGUUUGGCCGCGCCCCCUGGCGGCAGCGUCGGGGGCUGCAGAGCCGCCCAGUGGCUCGACAGACGACCCGCGACAAGCGUGCCCUGCCCCGUGCUCUGCGUGCCGCAGCGGGAAUCUUGCAAACUGUCGUCGUUUUUACCAUACAAUAAGAUGCAGAUGGGGAGCGCGCCGCCGCCGCCCUACUCCGCGGGCGGCCCCAGCGGGGCGUCGGGGCGACUGGGGCUCCGGAUGGGGCCCGGCGGGGGUGGCGGGCCCACGGGGCUGGGCUACAGCUCCAGCAUGAGCGCGAGCGAGGAGACGCUGCUGCUGCCCGGCCGCCAGCGCUCCCUGAGCACGGCGGGCUUCCCCCCGCACCACUACUACCAGAGCCUGCCCGAGGUCACCGUCCUGCUCGCCGACACGGAGGUGGCGCCCGACGAGCACGACCCGCUGCCGCUGCACCACCGGGGCCACGCCGCGGCCGCCGGCAACGGCACCUGGAAGGACAUGGGCAGCUCCCUGGGGGCGCGGGGCCGCGGCGGGCGCGGGCGCGCGCGCACCGAAUCUCUCUCCGCACGGCUGGGACUGGAGAAGACCAACUGGUGCGGCAUCCUGCUGGCGCUGCUCUCCGGGAUGUUCUUCACCAUGUCCUCGGCGGCCGUGAAGGCGCUGCGCUCCGUGGACCCCAUGGAGCUGCUGGUGAUCCGCUCCUCGGUGCAGGUGGCCGCGGUGCUGCCCGUCGCGCUGUACAGCGGCGCGAGCGUGCUCGGCCCCAAGGGCAGCCGCUGGCUGCUGCAGGCGCAGGGCGUGGUGGGCGCGCUCACGCUCGUCCUGCUCUUCUUCUCGUUCCGCCGGCUGCCGCUCGGCGACGCCACCACCAUCAUCUUCAGCUCGCCCGUCUUCGUGCUCAUCCUGUCGUUCCUCUUCCUGCGCGAGCCGUGCGGCUUCUUCCGCACCCUGGUCGUCUGCAUGCUGCUCACGGGCGUCGUCCUCAUCUCCAAGCCGCCCUUCCUCUUCCAGGGCUCCAGCGGGCUGCCGGCGGCGGCGCACGCGCCCAAGGAGGCCGUCACGUACGACGUGGUGGGCUACGCCUGCGCGCUGCUCGCCACCCUCUUCACGGCCGGCAACAUCGUCAUCAUGCGCAAGUGCAAGGACGUGCACUUCUCGGUGGUGGUGCUGACGCUCUCGGCCUGGUCGCUCGUCCUGUCGGGCGGGCUGCUCGCCUACAUGGGGCCGCGCCAGGGCGACAUCCGCCUGCCCCACGGCCUCUGGCAGUGGGGGCUCGUCGCCAUGGUCGCGGCCUUCGGCCUCUCGGGCCAGCUGCUCGUGGCGCGCGCGCUCAGCAUGGAGGGCGCCGGCAAGGUGGCGGUGACGCGGUCCCUGGACAUCGUGCUGGCCUUCGCGAUCCAGGUGCUGGGCUUCGGCGAGGUGCCCGACUGGAUGAGUGUGACGGGUGCGGGGCUCGUCCUCGUCUGCGUCCUGGGCAUGGGUCUGGAGAGCCAGCUGCACCGGGCCGCCGCGCGGGUACCCUAACCCAGCGAGCGCUGUUGUCAUACCACCACUAUCAAAUGAGAAAGAAACGGGAAGAAAUUUGUGGGUGAAAUAAUGAUGGUCCAUGUAGCGUUUCGUUUCCUUUGAUGGGGAAGAUGGAAGUCCACAUUACAGACUCGAAAAUUAGUUGUGCAUUGCAAUAAGCCAAGAAAUAGUCUAAAGUUUAGCCUUUGGUGUUUGAGGACUUUGAGCAAUGCAAUGCAAACCGCUUCGAAGGGCGCCGGCAGAGGCAGAGGGUACAGAGGUCGCACAGUACGUGUUUACAUCCCGGCACCCGCAGGGUGGUAAUGGUGGAUUUAGUCUCGUGUGACCCGUACCCUCACGGUGAGGCCUCAGAGGUUCUCAGCCGAUCACAGUCCUCAAAACCUCUGGGGCCGCCAGUCUCAGUCGGGCAGCCUCACCGUGAGGGCACAGGUCACACGAGACUAAAUCCACCAUAAGAGACUGUUUAAUGCCUCGUAAUCCUGUGAUCAUUAUCUCAAAGAGGAGGGGGACGGCGCCCAGGCCAAGAUCUGCAUCGCGACUGUCAAGUGCCGGCGUUCGAUGUCGGCACACGUGCUUCAUUUACCGGAUUUGUGUGUCGUAACAUUGGUAAGUGCACAGGUGUGACAGUUUAGGAACCGCCACGAUCAAUAAACAAUUAUGUCAUCAUUUAAAAUGUAAAGUUUACUUCAACAAGUCUCAUUAACCGGCAACAUCUAUAUAAAUAUAUAUGUAUGUAUAUAAAACAACUGUACAUGCAUACAUAUAUAAUUACACUAAUUUUUUAAUCAGAUAAUUGGAAACAUCUUUGCGUUUAAAAUAUUGGUAAGUGAAAGUAGCACAAUGGGUAGGAGCUGAAGUUCCAUGCCCUGCAUCGUACACAAAAUACACAUUUUAAAAAUUGGCACAUCCUCUGUAUAUUUCAUAAAUUUAAAAAGAAAAAAAAGAAUAAAAUAUAAUUAUGUUUCACAGCCA
Messenger RNA from Frankliniella occidentalis (western flower thrips), 2941 nucleotides. RefSeq names its product solute carrier family 35 member G1-like. The record is from RefSeq and is a predicted model, not a curated record. Lineage: Eukaryota; Metazoa; Arthropoda; Insecta; Thysanoptera; Thripidae. The transcript is spliced from 5 exons. Gene Ontology annotation, cellular component: membrane. The coding region runs from base 446 to 1966 and encodes 506 amino acids.